GCCAUGGGCUGGGAUCUGAAUAACUCAACUGAUUACUGGAUGGAGGAUGAGGAGGAUGAUCUCAACUCAGUUAUAGAUUACAAUACGUAUGAGUUCCUCUGUGAAAAAAGUGAUGUGAGAAACUUCAGUAAAGUAUUCCUCCCCGUGUUCUAUGCAGUGGCUUUCACUCUUGGAGUUGCUGGAAAUUCAUUAGUGGUUGCAGUUUAUGCCUAUUGCAAGAAACCGAAGACUAAGACAGAUGUGUACAUCAUGCAUCUAGCCAUUGCAGAUCUGCUCUUGCUCUUUACUCUCCCCUUCUGGGCUGCAAAUGCAGUGCAGGGAUGGGAACUUGGAAACUCAAUGUGCAAGCUUGCAUCUUCUCUGUACACCAUGAAUUUCAGCUCUAGCAUGCUGUUCCUGGCCUGUAUCAGUGUGGAUAGAUACAAGGCCACUUCUGAAUCCCAGGGUCACAGAAAAAUUGGUCAACACUGCAGUGUUACCUGCAUCUGUGUCUGGCUGACUGCCAUUUUCCUCAGUAUCCCUGAACUGAUAUUUAAUCAAGUCAAGAAACACAACGAUAGGAAUGAAUGCUUUCCUGUAUUUCCAAUGAACAUGGAAACACUCUUAAAAGCAACCAUUCAAAUCCUGGAAAUUACCCUGGAAUUUCUGCUUCCUUUCCUAGUAAUGCUGGUCUGCUAUUCAGCUACUGCUCGAGCAAUAUUUAGAUCUGCAAGUGCUAAAAAGUCUCGACCUUUCAUGGUCCUGCUGGCCGUAGUGACUGCUUUCAUCAUUACCCAGCUACCUUACAACAUUGUCAAGUUCUGGCGAGCCAUAGAUAUCAUCUACAUGUUGAUCACUGACUGUGAGACAAGUAAAACCAUAGAUGUUGCACUCCAGGUCACCAAGAGCAUAGCUUUGUUCCACACCUGCCUGAAUCCUCUUCUCUAUGUCUUUCUGGGAGCCUCUUUUAAAAUGCACGUUAUGAAAAUUGCAAAAAAUUAUGGAUACUGGAGAAAACAACAACAGAAUGGAAGACCUGAAGAGAUUUCUAUGAAUUAUGAAGACCAUACUGAAGAAACAACUAGUUUCACUAUCUAG
Molecule: messenger RNA, 1077 nt
Organism: Nestor notabilis (Kea)
Lineage: Eukaryota; Metazoa; Chordata; Aves; Psittaciformes; Psittacidae
Gene: ACKR4
Product: atypical chemokine receptor 4
Exons: 1
Coding region: 4-1077 (357 amino acids)
Biological process (GO): G protein-coupled receptor signaling pathway; chemotaxis; immune response
Cellular component (GO): membrane
Molecular function (GO): chemokine receptor activity; scavenger receptor activity; chemokine binding
Source: RefSeq, a predicted model, not a curated record